UGUAGGAGGUUGUCCUCAAGAAGUCUCGACAAGUUCAGACAAAAGUGAAGGUGUGGCGCAGUCAUGUCAUGAGGAGGAGGUCUGAUUGUACCGUUCAAGUGUCACGGGUGGAAACUUUAACACACUGUUCCUAAUGUCUGUCUUCAUUCCACGAGUCUUUUGUGAGCCGAAAACAAAUUAGUUUGUCUGAUCCGCACGGUGGAUUUCGCCGUCUUUGGGGACCUAAGAUCGGCUGGACCCGAACCUUGUGAUUACUGAGGCUACACAUGUUGCUUAUGUGAUCUGGAGGAAUAUAAUUAUCAUAUAAUCUGCCAUGGAGAGAGAUUAGUACCUGCUGGACGAAGAGGUGAAUAUACUUCAGCGUUGGCACUCUGAAUGUCUCACACUUCUUUUCCCCACCCUAUUCCAUCACUUCUUCUACAGCUACCAUGCGCAGAUUCAGCUCUGAGGGAAACCUCCUGGAUCUUGAUUUCCUCCCGUGGAGGAGGGUAGCCCUGAAGGACCCAGAUUAUGAGAAUAAACGACAGUCUUGCACCUACACACCUCACACAGAGGAACAUGGGCUCUAUGGGAACACAGCUGUCCGGACCCCCAUCAUCCUGGAGCCUGGGGAUUAUCCCAGUACGGGGGGAAAGAAGGAGCUGACCAAGGAGAAGAGCGUCAGUGUAGAGGACCUGAUCGAGCUGGCGAAACAGGACAAGCGCCACCUCGGGGUGUGUGUCCUCAAUGAAGGCUGCAGGGCCUACAGUGAUGGCCAGCUGGCCCCUGCAGCCCAGGGCAGCACAGAGAGCAUGGAGAGAGACGAUCUGCCUCCUAUGUCUCCUACUUCCUCCUCCAACCCCUUCUCCUUCAAGCCCCAGCAGCAUAGGCACCACAAUAAACUCAAACUGCACCUCAGGAGUCUAUUUGGGCAGAGUCCUCAUUCCUCCAACUCCAACUUGUCCAACACAGAACAAAAAGACAGCGCUACAGAGAGGAGGUCUCGUCUGCUCUUCAUGCGUCAGUGGAGUCAGGUGGGCCACAGUAAGAAGAGGAAGUUCAGUCGAGAAGAGCUGGAGAAAUGGGCCGAGUCCCUGAACGCCCUGCUGCUCAGCCAGACUGGUGUUUCAGUGUUUGGAGCAUUCCUGCGCUCUGAGUUCAGCGAGGAGAAUUUGCAGUUUUAUCUGGCCUGUGAGCAGUACCGACUCUCGUCUAACAACUUCAGUCUGCAGAGGAGGGCCAAGGAUAUCUGUUCCACCUACAUCACACCAGGGGCUCCGCGGGAGGUGAACCUGGACAGUAAGACCCGGGACCUGACCCUCCAGCUGCUGCAGGCCCCCUCUCACACCUCUCUGUCUCACGCACAGAAACGCAUCUACUCCCUACUGGACACAGACUGUUAUCCCCGCUUCCUCCAGUCCAACAUCUACCUCUCCCUCCUCCGAGAGGCCGACUAGAAGCUCAUGUUGAUGACACACUUGGACUCACAAACAUUGUAGACCAUAAAACUAUGAGCUGCUGUGUGGGAAGUUUGUUUAAAGUGUGUGUGUAAUGCCAAUAGUAGGAACACUGAGUCAGAUUAUCAGAUUAAUGUUAAUAUAUCAUAUAUGUCUGUGUGUUUGCUUCUGCUUCCUGUCUUUAUGCUAGACUAACCUAAGACACAGACAUGAGAUAAAUAUCCAUCAUUUCAUCCCACUUUUGAAAAAAAAAAAAAAAAGGUUUAACAACCUUUUGCCUGCUUGUUGGAUUGAGUUUUGGGAACAUAGACAGGGAGUUUAUUGUUGCCCUCACUUUCACACGGGCUGUGAAACUAUGCAGCUCUCAUUUUAAUCAUUAAACGUCCUCCUUGUGAGCGGCUAAUGUUUCCAAGGUUGAGUAAGCCCAGUCCGAGUUCUCUGCUGACGCAAAGGAAAAACAAGUUCAGCAAGAAAGAGCUGGAAAAGGUCAAGUACUAUGUGAGUUACUUGUAUGGCAAAGGUGGGAAACCUGAGUAAAUGAACGAGGAAGUUGUUUUCCAUCUGUUUCUCAAUACUGUGCUUAUUGUGUUCAAACAAGGCAAACUGUGAUUUAAAUACAUUAACCUUUUAUCGGGCAAAGAACUAUAUUUGGUAACUUCAGGUAAUAUUUCGAGAAAUAAAGUUGCAAAUUUACUA
Molecule: messenger RNA, 2132 nt
Organism: Centropristis striata (black sea bass)
Lineage: Eukaryota; Metazoa; Chordata; Actinopteri; Perciformes; Serranidae
Product: regulator of G-protein signaling 8
Exons: 6
Coding region: 429-1436 (335 amino acids)
Source: RefSeq, a predicted model, not a curated record